CAAACACAAAUUAGGAAGGCCAAGACCCGAGAAACAGAGUUAAGAGAAAUGCCGAGAGCCAAUCAAAUCUUACGCAAUGGCCGCAAAGCUGUGGGGGAUCUCAACUUGCUUAUGGUCUUACGAUCUGAGAUAUCCCACGAACUCUCCAAUUCUUUUCAGGAUGAACAAAGCGGAUCUCUAGGAGAUUUUGUAAUGGAUUGGAAUUCAUCACAGUCACAGGAUGUUGUUUUGCGGCGAAAAGGGGAGUCUGGUGAAGAGGUUGCUGUUUCAGCUUUGUUGAGCCAGGGGUCACAUUAUAUGGAGGGUAUAUUUCCUAGGGAAGCUCUAAUGAAGGUUUGUGUAAAAAAGCCUGGAUUGAGCUCUAUUUUGCAGUUUCAUUGUGGAGUUUUCAAGAAAGGAGCUCAUAGGUCUGACUUCAACAUCCAUGGUGCUUAUCAUCUUCAAUCAAUGACCAUUCCUAGUUAUUCUGUCUACAGAGGCCCCUCAUUCAGCACUUUGGACCCUCAAGUACAAGAUGAACUUAAGAAGUGUCUUGUCAGCAGAGGGAUCGGAGAAGACCUAACCAAUUUCUUAGUCCUCACGCUACAUAAGAAAGAAGAAGCUCGAUAUUUAGAUUGGUUGCGGAAACUCAAAUCAUUUGUCGAGAAAGACGAGUGAGAUAGAUUAUAUUCGACAACAGCAGGUUGAAGUUAUACAUGCUUCCGCAUUUUUUUUUUUUUUUUGCAUCACUUUGGUAGUCGUAUGAUGUAGUGGAUCA
Messenger RNA from Hibiscus syriacus, 757 nucleotides. RefSeq names its product mitochondrial acidic protein mam33-like. The coding region runs from base 49 to 657 and encodes 202 amino acids. Gene Ontology annotation, cellular component: mitochondrial matrix. NCBI's taxonomy places the organism in Eukaryota, Viridiplantae, Streptophyta, Magnoliopsida, Malvales, Malvaceae. The transcript is spliced from 3 exons. The record is from RefSeq and is a predicted model, not a curated record.